AUGUGGAAUAUGCCCUCCGUCUUCGACUGCAUUAAGCGGACUCUCCCGCUCUUCAGCGCUGGAUCCGUCAUGGCCCUAGCCAAGCACGUCAACCCGCGCACCAACUCCACCGUCAUUUACGCCGAUCUGGCCCGGACUAUCGAUGGCGGUGACGGCGCUUCCGAGGAGCAGUGCAAAGCGAGCCUUCUGCGUAGCUGCGGUAGUAACAGCGGCCAGCCUGCCGUCAUCGUCGGCCCCGAGGACCCGGCGUACAAGACCCCCGAGUGCAUCGCCGCUAAUAUGAAGCCCGCCAACAUCAUCGUCAAGCUCGUGAGAGACCCCAGCGCCGGCUAA
Colletotrichum gloeosporioides is the source of this 333-nucleotide messenger RNA. RefSeq lists its product as uncharacterized. Lineage: Eukaryota; Fungi; Ascomycota; Sordariomycetes; Glomerellales; Glomerellaceae. The transcript has a single exon. The record is from RefSeq and is a predicted model, not a curated record. The coding region runs from base 1 to 333 and encodes 110 amino acids.